AUGUCGGGCAUACCGCGAUAUAACAAUGCACCACUGAAUGCACGAUCGGGUGUUCUUGUCCCUCCCACCGGGCCUUCAACAUCCUCUGAAACGGCCGCGCCUGCAUCAUCAUCAGAACCUCUGAACAACAGCAACCCCACCACGACAUUAUCCUCAUCCUCCUCGUAUCCACGAGCGCAACCCGCAGCUGCCGUGCCCAUUCCUACCGGGCUUGCAAACUCGCGACGUUACGCCCCUCCCCCCGCAGCUGCACUUACGACGGCCAAACCAGAGCCAACGCGCACGAUAAAAGAAGAUUCCGAUGUACCGCCUGCACCCCAACCAGGUACUUUCCCCGAGCCGACUACUGGGUUCGCGGGAAAUACGUUCGCAUCGCAAACUAAAUCUGUGCCUCCGCCUCCCAGAGCGGGGUCUUCAAUACCCCCUCAGAUGAUGAUUCCGCCGCCAAGCGUCACCCGCGCACCGUUUUCGACGACGAUGACGAUGGAUGCGAACACGGCAGCUCAGACAUCGAAUUCAUAUGGGACAAUGCAUCCUCAACCGGUUUCUGUUGGCGAUGCGUAUGCUCAUCGUACACAGCAGGAAAACGAGGGAUAUGGACAGCGACGCAGUGUGGAAUACCUGGAGCAUCCACCGGGAUACGUGCAGAAUGCGUAUGCGGCUGAACUGAGCAGUGAUCAGAGGAGAGCAAUGGAUGUGAAUGAGAGGAGAGAAAAUGCCAGUGUAGGUGGGGUGAAUAGUGGGGGUGAGGAGGAGGGGAUCUGGGGGAGUGCAAAGAGGUGGGUUGGGAGUGCCGGGAGUAAGUUGAGUGAAGGGGAAAAGGAAGUUUGGAGGAGGAUUAACGGGGAGUAG
Messenger RNA from Botrytis fragariae, 852 nucleotides. RefSeq lists its product as uncharacterized. The transcript has 2 exons. The record is from RefSeq and is a predicted model, not a curated record. The coding region runs from base 1 to 852 and encodes 283 amino acids. Lineage: Eukaryota; Fungi; Ascomycota; Leotiomycetes; Helotiales; Sclerotiniaceae.